AUGACUGGAAGCGUAGCAUCUAUCAAUGCUCCCCUCAUCGUCUCACUGCUUCUUCAAUACCAAAAUGUCAGAGUAGAAGGAGCUGCAGAUGUCGUCAAGGCAGGCGCUCACAUUGGAGACCCGAUCCUGCAUAUCGAGUUGAGGAGGUGGGCCGACAUUGUUCUUGUCGCUCCCUGCUCGGCAAAUACGCUCUCAAAUGAUGCACACGGACUCUGCGACAAACAGUAUAUCUCUCUGCUUCGCGCGCUGGCACCUACGACGCCGACUUACAUGUUCCUGGCGAUGAAUACGCUCAUGUACGAGCAUCCACUCACGGCAGAACAUUUGCGCGUCAUCCGGAACGUUGUGUGUUACCAAGCUGUCGAGCCAAUCGGAAAGAAUCUUGCAUAUGGGACGUUGGUAUUUCUUUUUAAAGGACUCGGUGCCAUGACGGAAUGGCGCGAUAUCGUGAAGAUAGUGGUGAAUAAGAUGAAACUCGUUCGCAAAGACAACAAAUUUUAA
Molecule: messenger RNA, 501 nt
Organism: Suillus subaureus
Lineage: Eukaryota; Fungi; Basidiomycota; Agaricomycetes; Boletales; Suillaceae
Product: flavoprotein
Exons: 6
Coding region: 1-501 (166 amino acids)
Biological process (GO): coenzyme A biosynthetic process
Cellular component (GO): phosphopantothenoylcysteine decarboxylase complex
Molecular function (GO): FMN binding; phosphopantothenoylcysteine decarboxylase activity
Source: RefSeq, a predicted model, not a curated record